This is a messenger RNA of Esox lucius (northern pike), 6899 nucleotides long. RefSeq names its product netrin receptor UNC5C (gene unc5ca). The transcript is spliced from 17 exons. The coding region runs from base 912 to 3773 and encodes 953 amino acids. The record is from RefSeq and is a predicted model, not a curated record. Gene Ontology annotation, biological process: netrin-activated signaling pathway. Gene Ontology annotation, cellular component: membrane. Gene Ontology annotation, molecular function: netrin receptor activity; protein binding. Lineage: Eukaryota; Metazoa; Chordata; Actinopteri; Esociformes; Esocidae.
GUGGAAGGACCUACCUGGGCGCAGCUUUCUGUUGGGUAGGCAGAACUUGAGGAGCGAGCUGACGUAAACGGUGCAUAAGAGGAACUUCUUUUAAAUGUGUGGAUCCUUUUCACCUCCUUUACCACCAGGCUAUAUUGCCUAUCUACAACACUCGACGUCACCAGAGAAGACUGCACCAUCCUAAGACCUCAGUUGCAUGUGGGAGUUCUUUCUCUGGAAUAGCCUACUAGUUAUUUAUGGCACCUUGAAUGGUACCUGGGAAUUGUUUAUUUUUUAUUAUGUAAGGUUGAUCAAGCCAGGAGGAACCGAUUAUUCAAACACGUGAGAAGACACUUAAUAUACCAUUCCAGAUACUUAUCCGAGUCUUUAAAAUGGCCGUAAGGGGGCAGACAUAGGUAGGAGCUGGAUUAGCCAAAGAAACCGUUCCGGCAGGGAUUCUACACCGUAUCCAGAGCGAGCAUAGAAUGCAUGCGAGUUGAUGUUGGAUGGUGAACUAGGAGAAUACAGCCGUGGACGCAGCACUGCUACCGAAUGCGUUGUCUUAACAUGAAUUGUAAAUUGGGAUGCUCACCCAUGUAGCUUGUUUUAAUAACAAACGUGUAGACGGAAUUUACUUUUUUUCCUUAGGUUUUCUCUCUCUAUUCUAAGAGGAGGGUGGCUGUUUGAUAGCUAGAGGGCGGUGGCAUUCGCUCUGCGUGCACGGAACUGCGCGAGUCAGUGCUUUGACUCAAGUCCUGGGACCCCUGAACCCGUUGGUUUUCCCCCCAAAUUCCUCCUCUUCCUACAUUUUGCGCCGAACUGCUCGUCUUAGACUAACGGACAACAACCACGUCGACAGCAUCUGGACCAUAACUGGUAUUUCACUAAGAGUGGCGUUUCGUCGGCAAGGAGUUUGUUUUACUCGACAUAUAAUGGGGAAAAGUGGACUGUCUGCUAAAACUGGAAUAGGACUCGCAGGUUACUUACUGCGAAUGUUCACUACACCUGGACUCUUUCUUCUGAUCCUCGUAAACAUUGGAUUCGCACAAGUGAGAGAUGAAGAUGACUUUCUGGGUUUGGGGGAGCUUCCCGAGACCUUCCCUUCCGACCCCCCAGAGCCACUCCCCCAUUUCCUGAUGGAGCCUGAGGAAGCAUACAUAGUCAAGAACAAACCUGUCAAUCUGUACUGUAAGGCCACACCCGCCACCCAGAUCUACUUCAAAUGUAACAGCGAGUGGGUUCAUCAGAAGGACCACACGGUGGAGGAGAGGAUGGACGAGAACUCAGGUCUGGUGGUGCGUGAGGCCAGCAUUGAGAUCUCUCGACAGCAGGUGGAGGAGCUGUUCGGCCCGGAGGACUUCUGGUGUCAGUGUGUGGCCUGGAGCUCCGCAGGGACCACCAAGAGCCGCAAAGCACACGUCCGCAUUGCGUAUCUGAGGAAAACAUUUGACCAGGAGCCACUGGGGAAGGAGGUGUCCCUUGAACAGGAAGUGCUUCUACAGUGCCGCCCACCUGAGGGCAUACCAGCUGCUGAGGUGGAGUGGUUGAAGAACGAAGAGAUAAUUGACCCAGCUGAUGACCGUAACUUCUACAUCACCAUUGACCACAACCUUAUCAUAAAGCAAGCCAGACUGUCGGACACAGCCAACUAUACAUGCGUGGCCAAGAACAUUGUGGCCAAGAGGAGAAGCACCACAGCUACUGUCAUUGUUUAUGUGAACGGCGGCUGGUCGACCUGGACGGAGUGGUCCGUGUGUAACAGUCGCUGUGGCCGUGGUUACCAGAAGCGAACUCGCAGCUGCACCAACCCGGCGCCGCUCAAUGGGGGCGCGCCCUGUGACGGGCAGGCCCUCCAGAAACUGGCCUGCACCUCCCUCUGCACGGUGGACGGUGUGUGGACAGAGUGGAGCAAGUGGUCCACCUGUGGUACCGAGUGCACUCACUGGCGCAGGAGAGAAUGCAACGCUCCGGCACCCAAAAACGGAGGCAAGGAUUGCGACGGCGUGGUUCUGCAGUCCCAGAACUGCACCGACGGGCUCUGCAUGCAGAGUUCAUUAUAUCAGCUGUCUACUGAGCCCAAAGCCAACAGUGAUUUGGGAUUUUCAUCCGCCCCCAGCACAGACGAUGUGGCCCUCUACGUGGGAAUUGUCAUCGCCGUCAUCAUGUGUCUCGUCAUCUCCGUCAUCGUGGCUCUCUUCGUCUACCGGAAGACCCACCGCGACUUCGACUCGGACAUCAUCGACUCGUCUGCCCUCAACGGAGGCUUCCAGUCGGUCAACAUAAAGACCGCCCGCUCCGCCGACUUGCUGACCUCUCCCCCGGACCUGACCAAUGCUGCGGCCAUGUACCGCGGCCCUGUCUAUGCCCUCCACGACGUGUCCGACAAGAUCCCCAUGACCAACUCCCCCCUCCUGGACCCCCUGCCCAACCUGAAGAUCAAGGUGUACAACUCCUCUGGCCUAGUCACUCCCUCCGAGGACCUGUCCGACUUCUCCUCCAAGCUGUCGCCCAAGGUGACCCAGGCCCUGCUGGACAGCGAGACCAUGAACCUGCGGAACCAGAGCCUGGCUCGGACCCGAGACCCAUCCUGCACUGCCACAGGCUCCUUCAACUCACUGGGUGGACACCUCAUCGUUCCCAACUCAGGGGUCAGCCUACUGGUUCCAGCGGGAGCUGUUCCUCAGGGGCGUGUCUAUGAGAUGUAUGUGACCGUGCACAGGAAGGACAGCAUGAGGCCUCCGGUUGAGGACAUCCAGACCGUACUGAGUCCAGUGGUGAGCUGUGGUCCUCCAGGGGCCCUCCUGACCCGCCCGGUCAUCCUCACCAUCCACCACUGUGCCGAGGCCGACAAGGAUGACUGGCAGAUCCAGUUGAAGAACCAGCUUAGCCAUGGCCAAUGGGAGGAUGUGGUGGUGGUUGGGGAGGAGAACUUCACCACUCCCUGCUACAUCCAGAUGGACGAGGAGGCCUGCCAUCUACUGACUGAGACCCUGGGAACCUACUGCCUGGUGGGCCAGUCGGUCAGCAAGGCCGCAGCCAAGCGCCUCAAACUGGCCCUCUUCGGCCCGGUGUCCAGUACCACGCUGGAGUACCACAUCAGGGUCUACUGCCUGGAUGACACCCAGGACGCCCUCAAGGAAGUCCUUCAGAUGGAAACUCAGAUGGGAGGGAAGCUCCUGGAUGAACCAAAGACCCUGAACUUCAAGGACAGCACCCACAACCUGCGCCUCUCCAUUCACGACAUCCCCCACGGACAGUGGAAGAGCAAGCUGCUCGCCAAGUACCAGGAGAUUCCGUUCCACCAGGUAUGGAGUGGCUGCCAGCGUACCCUUCACUGCACGUUCACCCUGGAGCGUUUCAGCGCUAGCACGUCGGAGCUCAGCUGCAAGCUCUGCGUUCGCCAGGUGGAGGGAGAGGGUCAGAUCUUCCAGCUCAGCAGCACUCUCUCCGAGGACACCCAGAACAUUGACACAUCCCUCAUGGACCCGGCCAGCAACAUCACCACCCUGGUGGGUCCGCACGCCUUCCGUAUCCCCCUGCCCAUCCGACAGAAGCUCUGUGGCAGCCUGGAUGCCCCCCAGACCAGGGGCUCCAACGACUGGAGGAUGUUGGCCCACAAACUCAACUUGGACCGGUACCUGAACUACUUCGCCACCAAGUCCAGUCCCACAGGCGUCAUCCUGGAUCUGUGGGAGGCCCAACACUUCCCGGACGGGAACCUCAACAGACUGGCCGCCGUGCUGGAGGAGAUGGGUCGUCACGACAACCUGGUCCCCAUGACAACAGAGCACUGACACCCGCACACCGACUCCGUGUCAGCGGGUCAAGGACAAUGACGGGACACACGGGCCGACUGUCCGGCUCGGCGGUUGAGGCUGACAACACACACCGGUGCCCGUCAGAAAAAUACCGCAGCAAAAAGACCUAGUCGUUGAUGUGUGCGUGUGUCGUUUCCUUUGCUGUGAUUGUUUUGUAUUGGGGACAACAGAAUGAAAAAGAAAAACUCCCGGGGAUCCCACGUUAGUCUUGGCUGUACAUUUCUUGGUACAGUUUGGUUUUCUUUACACAGUUUCCUAGGAAACGGUCUAUUCUGCUGUCCAUGUACGUGGAUGAUUUCCUACUUCAGACUUUACUAACGUGUGUGUGCUUCAGUGGCAGUCAGGAGAGUCAGGAAAGGGAGACAGGCUGGGAGCAAAGUAGGACAACAACAAGUAGGAAAACACAGCCUUUGGAAUAACGCGGUUAAUUGAUAUGUAUAACCAAAUACAGUCUAUUUUAUCGUCCCCACAAAUCCUGCCCAUGCCCAGUGUUCCGAUGAUUACGCUCAGUGUGUUGAUCUACUCAAAUGUAUUCAUCCAUGAUUUUCCAUCGGCAUUCGAGGCAUGGUGAACAACCUUAUAUUUGGCCUUUUUACCCUUUUUUUCUGUCAUAGUGAUUUUGUUGAUCUCUAGCGCCAUCCAGUGGCCUUUGGAAAAAUAUCAGCAUCUAGGUGUAUUACGAUUGGUUAGAACCGUGUAAAUACAUGACAAAAAAGUACAUUCUAACGGCAUUAUACUAUUGCUUUGUUUUUGAUCAUUGUGAAUUUGUAUUGUGGGUGGCUUGUUUUCAGUUAGAGCAGUGAACUGCGGGGAGCGGGCUAGCUAACACGAUUUCCUUUGGAAUUGUCUGUUUUGCAGAGCAACGAUGCAUAGAGCAAUGGCCGUUGGGGAUAAAGGCUGUGUGCCGACAUUUUGCCGAGCCUGCCAGGGUCUCUCUGAGAAAGGAGAAAGUGGGUGUGACCAGAGGAGACACAGACUGUUGGUCAUGUGCAUUCCCCCUGGCUAACAGAUAUAGUAAGGAUGGGGGGGGGGGGGUCAGGGCUGAUCGCCCACCCAGGAAAUAGACUUGAUAGAAUAGAAACAGCUCAGACAAGCAGAAGAUUGUGUUUCCCUAACAUGAGACAACUUGAUUUAAAAUUCCACCCCCUGGUCAGGACGCUGAUCUACCACAGGUACUUGAUCUGUACCUGUAUGGUCUACAGCAAAGUCUAGAUCCUAGAUCGGUACCUGUAGGGUCUACAGCAAAGUCUAGAUCCUAGAUCUUUACCUGUAGGGUCUACAGCAUGGUCUAGAUCCCAGAUCUGUACAUGUAGGGUCUACAGCAGGUUCUAGGUCCUAGAUCUGUACAUGUAGGGUCUACAGCAGGUUCUAGGUCCUAGAUCUGUACAUGUAGGGUCUACAGCAGGUUCUAGGUCCUAGAUCUGUACAUGUAGGGUCUACAGCAGGGUCUAGAUCCUAGAUCUGUACCUGUAGGGUCUACAGCAGGUUCUAGGUCCUAGAUCUGUACCUGUAGGGUCUACAGCAGGGUCUAGAUCCUAGAUCUGUACCUGUAGGGUCUACAGCAGGUUCUAGAUCCUAGAUCUGUACAUGUAGGGUCUACAGCAGGUUGUAGGUCCUAGAAUGUUCCUUUAGGGCAUCCUGGAGAAGUUGGAACCUUUUUUACAUUUUAACAAUUGAGCUCCAGUCGAGAGCGACUUAACUGUCUUGAUCAAGGAGAGGCUGACACAUUUUUGUUUACCUUUCCGACUCGGGAUUGAAUCUAGCAACCUUUCCGCUGCUACAGAUGCUAUAAACCCUUGGCCACCUGCUUCCCUGGAGUUUGUCAAACAUGUCCAGACAGGCAGCGGAGAACAAGACAAUAAGUGCAAUAUGUGGACAUGAAAGUCACAGAUGGACAGCCUUAUUUCCACCAACGUACAGUACAUUUUAUGGCAAUGGCUUUUUGACUGCCUCGCUGCGUUCAGCACAUUAUGCUUUACCCUCCCCUUUGAUGUCAUUCAAAAUGAAACCUGGAAAUGUUCGUCGUUGAAUAACCAGCCCAGGCUCAAAUCUGUUUGUGUCAGCAUGCCAACAUAUUGUAUUACAUGUUUGGCAUUAAAAAGAAUGACAGUUAAUUGUUAAAUGUGAUCGCCCACACACGUCUGGGACUGGGCUGCUGAAUAUCAUACACGCGACUACAUACGCGACUACAUGAUUACAUACAACACAGAACAAAACUGCGUUAGAUUAUACAUUCCGUCUCGCAUAGAAUGACAAAUCUUCAAAUUUCAAUCGAUCAAAUGUAUUUUAUGAAGCUCUUUUUACAUCAGAAGUUGUCACAAGCAGUUGUCACAUUGGUAAGUUUCAUGACAUGUCGUGUCUGCAAUUAGCUCUUUAGAAUGGAGGACAGCGAUUCUUAUCAAGGUGGUAGAUGUGGAAAACCUGCCGAGCUAUAAUGUAGCCAAAGUUUCAGGAAGGUCAAACUGAAGCCUUUGGACAAGGCAAUACUUUGUACUUCAUUUUCAAAACAAGUUGUAAUGAGAAAACUACAGGGAAGUAGAAUAUCAUAGUUAGAAACAGGCUGCCAGGAUGGCCAUGUCUGUAUGUUCCACAGGGUGAAUACUGAAAGUGUUAUAAAGGGAUAUUUUUUCAAGAAAGACAAGAAAGCAUGUUGACGUCAACAAAGUGAACCAUAUUACACAACGGACAAGGAGGUUAAGUGUGACAUUCUGAGAUAGAAGACAUCAAAGUAUGUAAAUGUUUUAUGAUGUACAGAAUAUCACUGUCAAAUACAUUUUUUGAUGUUCCAGUACAGUUAACAUGUAAAAGUACUUUUUCUUUUCUUUUCUUUUGUUAAACGCUGUGUCUACUAUGCAAACUUGGCAUCCUUUACUAACAAAAUCUAUUAAUAGAGCUGUGCUAGUGAGUGCAUUUUAUUUUAUUAUCUCUAUUAUUAAUUCUGUUAUUUGUGUGUUGAGGUUGAGGUCCACUUUAGUUUGGCAGGCUUCAUUGUAUCGCCUCUGACUCUCGCUUGCCUCUCCUCUGUCCAGUUGCUGUACAAAGUGUAAGAAAGAAUUUUUAAGACGGUUAAUAAAUUAUAUUUAUAAGCAACGCUGAAAAUGA